Molecule: messenger RNA, 1851 nt
Organism: Parathielavia appendiculata
Lineage: Eukaryota; Fungi; Ascomycota; Sordariomycetes; Sordariales; Chaetomiaceae
Product: PLP-dependent transferase
Exons: 4
Coding region: 1-1851 (616 amino acids)
Biological process (GO): aromatic amino acid catabolic process; L-tyrosine biosynthetic process
Molecular function (GO): L-2-aminoadipate:2-oxoglutarate transaminase activity; pyridoxal phosphate binding; aromatic-amino-acid:2-oxoglutarate transaminase activity
Source: RefSeq, a predicted model, not a curated record
AUGCGGACCGUUCUCCGGACCGGCGCUCUCCGGGACCUCCGGACAUCCGCCUCUACCUCGCUCCACUCCAACUUCCGCAACCUCCGGGGCCGCACCACUUGCCGGCUGCCCGCUGUCUCAUGUUACGGCUUCCACUCAAAAUCCCAGGACUGUUCCGAGGCCCUCGGCACCGCAGCCCAGCUUCCCGAAGCCGAGCCCGUGCUUUCCGCGCCGCCCCGCGAGCGCAUCACCAUCGCUGAUAUCAAAGAACGUCGAGCCAAGGCCGGACGCUUGAUCGCGCCGACGGCGUCUUACAGCGAUGCCGAUAUGUUCAAAGCGCCUACUGUAGGCAAGCCGAAAGCCAAGCGCUGGGACCACCACCUCACCAAAGAGUCCACCCUCCGUGAGCCCUGCAAGCUAAAGCAAGCCGCCAAACACCUCAAGCAGCCCGGCCUCAUCUCUCUGGGUGGCGGGCUGCCGUGCCCAGAAUACUUCCCCAUCUCCUCACUCACUCUGCACAUCCCGCGCCCGCCUCACUUCUCCGAAGCGGCAACGCUGGCCGACGGAGAGGACGUCACCAUCGGCAAAUACGACGCCUCCUCCUCACCACCACCACCGCCAAAACAGUCCUCACCUGAACCCCCACCACCAUCACGACAACAAGUCCAACAACAGCCCGAAUACGACCUCUCGAUAGCGCUCAACUACGCCCAAGCCACAGGCUCGGCCCAAAUGACGCGCUUCGUGACGGAGCACACGGAGCUCGUGCACGGGCCCAUCCCCUACGCCGACUGGCGUGUGUGCCUGACGGUGGGCAGCACGUCCGCGCUCGAGCAGACGCUUCGCAUGCUGUGCGACGGAGGAGGAGUCGCGUCGAGGCGGGACAGUCUGCUGACGGAGGAGUUCUCAUUCAGCACCGCCCUAGAGACGGCCGCGCCGCUCGGGGUCGGCGUCGUGGGCGUCCGGAUGGAUGAGCAGGGCCUGCUGCCGGGGGACAUGGAGCGGAUACUGGACUGUUGGGAGCCCGGGCUGAGGGGGGGGAGGAGGAAGCCGCAUGUCUUGUAUACCGUGCCGAGCGGGCAGAAUCCGACGGGGGCGACGCAGGGGGAGCAGAGGAGGAGGGAAAUUUAUGAGGUCGCUCGGAGGCAUGAUGUGUUUAUUGUGGAAGAUGAGCCGUAUUAUUACCUGCAAAUGCCAGAUAAGGGUAAUGGUAAGGGGGAGGGGAGGGGGGUGGCGACGACCGGGGACGUGGAGGAGUUUUUGGAGGGCUUGAUCCCGAGUUAUCUGAGUAUGGAUGUGGAUGGUCGGGUGUUAAGGAUGGAUUCGUUUUCCAAGGUGGUUGUGCCGGGCUCGAGGCUGGGGUGGGUUACUGCGUCGGAGCAGAUCAUCGAAAGGUUCAUUCGCCAUGCCGAGGUUGCGAACCAGGGGCCGAGCGGGUUUUCGCAGGUGAUUCUGCAUAAGCUGCUCGACGAGAGAUGGGGACAUGAGGGGUAUCUGAGGUGGCUGAUGAACUUGAGGAUGGAGUAUGCCAAGCGGAGGGAUGUCAUGGUGGAGGCGUGCGACGAGUUUUUGCCGAGGGAGCUGGUCACCUGGAAUACGCCGCAGGCCGGCAUGUUUCACUGGCUGAAGGUCAACCAUGAACUGCAUCCGCACGCUUCGACCAAGAGCAUCCUCGAGAUGGAGGAGGAGAUAUUCAACAGCUGCAUUUCCAGGGGAGUGCUCGUCGCCCGUGGGUCCUGGUUCCGCGCCGAGCAGGACAGACCUCCGCCCGGCCUGUACUUCCGGGCCACAUUUGCGGCGGCCACGCCAGAGAACAUGAGGGAGGCUAUUAGACGACUUGGCGAGGCCAUCAGGGAGAGCUAUCAGAUCUGA